Messenger RNA from Aspergillus japonicus CBS 114.51, 528 nucleotides. RefSeq lists its product as uncharacterized. Bases 1 to 528 code for a protein of 175 amino acids. The transcript has a single exon. NCBI's taxonomy places the organism in Eukaryota, Fungi, Ascomycota, Eurotiomycetes, Eurotiales, Aspergillaceae. The record is from RefSeq and is a predicted model, not a curated record.
AUGACACGUCCAAUCUACUUCCAGCACAUUGUCAACGCUCUGGAAGAACUCUUCCCCCCGUCCGAGGGAUAUAUCUACAAGCGCGGCUGGACCAUCAACCCCCUGACCCAGGCAGAAAACCUGACCCUCAACGAGGUCCUCGAGCUCUCGACCCCCGGGUCCACCACGUUCCUGGUGGUGGUCGGCGGCCACGAGCGGCCCCCCGAGAAGAACGCAUUGCUAUGGCGGUUGAACCAUCUGAAAAUGCUGGUUCCCCACAGCGCCGGACGCUACCUGGACUUCGAGGGACUUGUCAUCGUUGGCAAAAAGUGUCGAUUCUACUCGCUAAAUUGCGAGCAGCGGCGACGACUUUUGAGGAAAGAUCCCCGCGCCCUCCAUGCGCGGAACCGGCGGAACGAGUAUCGGAUAGUGGGGGAGAUGUCGGCCAUUCACCAGAUUCUGAGUGGGUUUAAGGUCUUGUGUCAGAAGAAUAGUUUCUGGGUGGCGCCGCCUGGAGCGUCGCCGGCGUCGGAGCCGGAGCUGCAGUAG